AUGACCGCAGAGGAUUCCACCGCAGCCAUGAGCAGCGAGUCGGCCGCUGGGUCCUCCCCCAAGGUGCCCGAGGGCGUGGCGGGCGCGCCCAACGAGGCGGCGCUUCUGGCGCUGAUGGAGCGCACGGGCUACAGCAUGGUGCAGGAGAACGGGCAGCGCAAGUACGGCGGCCCGCCGCCCAGCUGGGAAGGUCCGCACCCGCAGCGCGGCUGCGAGGUCUUUGUGGGCAAGAUCCCACGCGACGUGUACGAGGACGAGCUGGUGCCCGUGUUCGAGGCGGUGGGCCGCAUCUACGAGUUGCGCCUCAUGAUGGACUUCGACGGCAAGAACCGCGGCUACGCCUUCGUCAUGUACUGCCACAAGCACGAGGCCAAGCGCGCCGUGCGUGAGCUCAACAACUACGAGAUCCGCCCCGGCCGCCUGCUCGGCGUGUGCUGCAGCGUGGACAACUGCCGCCUCUUCAUCGGCGGCAUCCCCAAGAUGAAGAAGCGCGAGGAGAUCCUGGAGGAGAUUGCCAAGGUCACGGAGGGCGUGCUCGACGUGAUCGUCUACGCCAGCGCGGCCGACAAGAUGAAGAACCGCGGCUUCGCCUUCGUCGAGUACGAGAGCCACCGCGCCGCCGCCAUGGCGCGCCGCAAGCUCAUGCCCGGCCGCAUCCAGCUUUGGGGCCACCAGAUCGCCGUGGACUGGGCCGAGCCUGAGAUCGACGUGGACGAGGACGUGAUGGAGACCGUGAAGAUCCUCUACGUGCGGAACCUCAUGAUCGAGACCACCGAGGACACCAUAAAGAAGAGCUUCGGCCAGUUCAACCCGGGCUGCGUGGAGCGCGUCAAGAAGAUCCGGGACUACGCCUUCGUGCACUUUGCCAGCCGCGAAGACGCCGUGCACGCCAUGAACAACCUCAAUGGCACCGAGCUGGAGGGCUCGUGCCUCGAGGUGACGCUGGCCAAGCCCGUGGACAAGGAGCAGUACUCCCGCUACCAGAAGGCGGCCAAGGGUGGUGGCGCAGCCGAGGCGGCAAUGGUGCAACAGCCCAGCUACGUGUACUCCUGCGACCCCUACACGCUGGCCUACUAUGGCUACCCCUACAACGCGCUCAUUGGGCCCAACAGGGACUAUUUCGUGAAAGCAGGCAGCAUAAGAGGCCGGGGUCGAGGUGCAGCUGGCAACAGAGCCCCAGGGCCCAGGGGUUCCUACCUUGGGGGAUAUUCUGCUGGCCGUGGUAUAUAUAGCCGAUAUCAUGAAGGAAAAGGAAAACAACAAGAAAAAGGAUAUGAACUUGUACCGAAUUUGGAAAUCUCUGCCGUCAAUCCAGUUGCCAUUAAACCUGGUACAGUGGCCAUCCCUGCCAUUGGGGCCCAGUAUUCCAUGUUUCAGGCAGCUCCACCUCCUAAAAUGAUUGAAGAUGGUAAAAUCCACACAAUGGAGCACAUGAUCAGCCCCAUCGCUGUGCAGCCAGACCCAGCCAGUGCCGCCGCGGCUGCAGCCGCCGCCGUCAUCCCUGCCGUGUCCACGCCACCACCUUUCCAGGGCCGCCCAAUAACUCCAGUGUACACAGUGGCUCCGAACGUUCAGAGAAUUCCCGCUGCCGGGAUCUACGGGGCCAGUUAUGUGCCAUUUGCUGCUCCGACCACAGCUACGAUCGCCACGCUGCAGAAGAACGCGGCGGCCGCCGUCUACAGCGGGUACGCAGGCUACAUACCUCAGGCCUUCCCCGCCGCUGCUAUCCAGGUGCCCAUCCACGACGUCUACCAGACCUACUGA
Mesoplodon densirostris (Blainville's beaked whale) is the source of this 1764-nucleotide messenger RNA. RefSeq names its product RNA binding motif protein 47 (gene RBM47). The record is from RefSeq and is a predicted model, not a curated record. Lineage: Eukaryota; Metazoa; Chordata; Mammalia; Artiodactyla; Ziphiidae. Bases 1 to 1764 code for a protein of 587 amino acids. The transcript is spliced from 4 exons. Gene Ontology annotation, molecular function: mRNA binding. Gene Ontology annotation, cellular component: nucleus.